Zophobas morio is the source of this 2602-nucleotide messenger RNA. RefSeq names its product ribosome-releasing factor 2, mitochondrial-like. Gene Ontology annotation, molecular function: GTP binding; GTPase activity. Gene Ontology annotation, biological process: mitochondrial translation; ribosome disassembly. Gene Ontology annotation, cellular component: mitochondrion. The coding region runs from base 29 to 2335 and encodes 768 amino acids. The transcript is spliced from 25 exons. NCBI's taxonomy places the organism in Eukaryota, Metazoa, Arthropoda, Insecta, Coleoptera, Tenebrionidae. The record is from RefSeq and is a predicted model, not a curated record.
UCCAGUAGUUCGGGCUGCCUUUCUUCUAAUGCUCUUUGUUCGUAAUCAAACCUUUCCUUAUGCGAUAAAACAAAUAUUAUAUGGUUUUAAGUGGUACACUGGGCGUACUCUCUUACCUAACAAGAGAACUGGUCUUUAUAUUCUUUCGAAUAGAAGAUAUUAUAACAAAGAGCUCGAAAAAAUUCGUAACGUUGGGAUCAUGGCUCAUAUUGAUGCAGGAAAGACAACCACAACCGAACGGAUGCUCUUCUAUUCUGGCGUUAUUAAGCACAUUGGCGAUGUAGACGACGGAGACACCGUAAUGGAUUUUAUGGACCAAGAAAGAGAAAGAGGCAUUACCAUUAAUUCAGCUGCCAUCACGCUACCCUGGAAGGGACACACAAUUAAUCUUAUUGAUACGCCCGGCCACGUUGAUUUUACCAUGGAAGUGGAAAGGUCCUUGAGAGUUUUGGAUGGAGCUGUUCUUAUAUUGGAUGGCGUCGCUGGGGUGCAGGCGCAGACGCACACCGUUUGGUCCCAGUCGAGAAAAUAUAAUAUCCCGACUAUCAUUUUCAUAAACAAACUGGACCGCGUUGGAGCCGAUCUUGGCAGAGCCAGCCGCAGCGUCGCUGAAAAGCUCAAGAGCAUUCCACUUCAGACGCAAUUUACACUUCAGAACAGGACCUCUUUGGAGGCUAUAGUGGAUGUUGUUGGCAUGAACGUUGCUAAGUUUGAGGGAGAACACGGCAUCGAUGUCGUACGAGCUCCUCUACCAGAAACUCACCCGCUUUACCAGUUCGCUUUAAAAAAACGCGCUGAACUUAUUGAAAAGCUCGCUGAGUUGGACGAUAAAUUCAUGGAGCUUAUUUUCGACGUCUACGAGGGCGAUGAUAGCGUAGCUAAAGUACUUCCGGACGACAUUCGCUCUGCAUUAAGGAGAGUUACCAUUACUCGAGCGGCAGUCCCUAUUCUUUGCGGCUCCAGUUUGAAAGAUAUCGGGGUGCAACUUUUGCUGGACGCGAUUGUAGCGUAUCUUCCCUCCCCGCUGGCCGCCAGCUUUCCUACUGCCACCUUAUUGGAUCAAAAGACCUCUUAUAGCACAGUGGAGGUAAAGCCGAACUUUCAUGAACCGCUCUGCGCCUUUGCUUUUAAAGUUGUUAAUGACUUUCAAAAAGGGCUUCUUGUUUACCUGCGGAUCUACCGCGGAGUCCUUCACGCCAAGUCCACACUGACAAACACUUCCAGGGGGAAGAAGGAAAGAGUACAGCAGUUGAUGCAAGCAUUUGCUGACGAGUACAAGGACGCUGUCAGGCUUUGCGCAGGAAACAUUGCUGUAGUAACCGGCCUGAGAAACACGAGGACGGGCGAUACGUUGGUGGAGUCCUCGAGUAAGCAAGCGCUUUGCCUUUCAUCUGUCAAUAUUCCGGAACCCGUCUUCUUCUGCUCCAUCGAAGCAGACUCGCUAAAGAACGAAAAAUUUUUAACUGAAGUUUUGGAAAUUCUGCAGAAGGAAGAUCCCAGCCUUCGCGUAGAGUACGACGAGGACCACCAGCAGACUAUUUUGAAAGGGAUGGGCGAGCUACAUCUGGAGGUUAUUUGCGAGAAGAUACGGCGGGUGUACGGCUUGAGCGUAAGCCUCGGGGAAAUGCAGGUGGCCUACAGGGAAAGCGUCCUGCGACCUGCUCGAGUUCUCCAGCAGUUCGAGGGCUCUCUUGCCUCGAAAGGUCAGCUCUGUUCAUUGGACAUCAGCUUAUCUCCUGCAGAAGAAAACUCGGACCAAAAAAAUUGUAGUGAUCCCUUUUUCGAUGCUGUUAAUAAUGUAAAAGUGGAGUUCAGUAUCCCCGAGGAAAAUGAGUUUUAUAAAAUGGACAAAGUAGAGGUGCAAACAGCCAUCUACGAGGCUGUGAAAAACACGCUAACUACAGGAGUUCUUCUCGGCUUUCCUGUGAGUCAUGUAGUUGUGCGUAUUCUAAAUGGCACGACAACCAAUGAGACUACGGUGGCUUCUAUUGCGUUUUGCGUUGGUAAAGCUCUGCGGAGGUUACUUGAAAUGGCCGGCUCGUACUUGCUUGAACCUAUAAUGAGGAUCGAGAUUACAUGCGACGACAAAUACACUGGGCUUGUGCUGAACGAUUUGAGCAGUCAAAGGCGAGGGCAGAUCGCCUCAGUGGAAGUGACGGACGGCAUCCGAUUUAUAAACGCUCUCGUUCCGCUCUCCACAAUGAUUGGUUACUCGACCGUUCUACGCUCGCAGACAGCCGGUUCAGGAACCUUCAUACUAACUUUUGAAAGAUACGAAAAGCUAAGCGAACACGUGCAAAAGGCUGUUCUUCUGAAGAUAAGAGGCUAUUGCUAACGCACCCCAAGGCGCCGAAGACGGGCGAUAACCUCGGAUAUAGCUGUAAGCAAUGAAGCAACCGAGAAAUAAAAAGGGGAAGGUUUAUUGGUUAAUAAGCCGCGCCAUUUCACAUUUGUAUUGCUCAGCCACGUGGGUAUAGCCCAGCUUUAAGCAUGCGUCCACGAGGGUGUUGUAGACAUGCAUAAUAUUUCCUUGAAGCCUGGCGACUCCUUUUAUUUUCUCAAAAUAGUGAAUAGCGUUUUCAAUGUGGCCUCUUCCUGCAAA